CCCGUAGCGAUGAUGCGAUUUGAGGCUCUGUUGGCCUUUGCUCAAAACUAUGCAAGAGGUUCAAGGACGAAGAAAGUGCUUGACGUGAUCGAACUUUGAGUGGUGGAAUGUUCGCACUGCCUGCGCCAUAUUUUCCCCGCAGUAUUGCCCCCGCAGUAUUUCCCCCGCAGUUUUCCCUGCCAAUAUUUCCCCACACUUUUCGGCGGGACAGCUUGUGGAGGCGCAACGCUAGAGACGGGACAUAGAUGUUCGGAUGUGGGACCGCUGGAUCUGGGGUGAAGGCAAUUAGAUCAAGGGUGGUCUAGCCCGUCUUUCGCUAUAUAUUACUGAUCACAGUACAGUAACAGUACCCCAUGUUACAACAUGUGAGAGAGAUAAAGUCAAAGGCUCACGCUCAGUUGAUUUAUGGACUGGAGCCCUGGCAGCUUCAUCAUUUGUCCUUCAGUUCAACAAAUUGUCAUUGUAAUCAACAUAAGCUCGGCAAAAUGUUUUCUGAUGGGACAAUUCAGGAGAAAGCCGACAACAAUGACACUGUCCAUCACGAGCAGGCCGGAAGAGACAAUCUGAAGUCGGCGUCUCCUCCUUCUCUGGACGCGAAUCUAGUGUAUGACAACGACGAAGAAGAGCCAGAGAUUCAUACGCGGACCUAUCUCGCUCUACUGGCCAUGUUCACGCUGAAUUUGGUCCGGGUGUUAGCUCUCCAAGGACCUCCUGCAGUCUUAUCCUACAUAGGAAAAGAUCUCAAUGAUCCGGUUCGUGAGACCUGGGUGCCGAAUGCCCUCUCACUAGUGCAAGCGGUCGUGGCUCCCGUCAUCAGCUCUGCCUCAGACACUUUCCAAGCUCGGAAAUCACUUCUCGUAGGCUGUUCUCUGAUAUCUUUUAUCGGUGCAGCGAUUGCGCCGGGAUCUAAGGACAUCUACCGGCUGAUAGUCGCCCAGAUCUUGAUUGGAUUUGGUUUUGCUACAGUUCCACUAGCCUACUGUGUUCCCAGUGAAAUACUUCCAAAGAGAUGGAGGCCUAUGGUGCAAGCUGGUAUGAACGUUGCUGCGGCUCUUGGCGCUUGCAUAGGACCUUUGAUAGUUGGUGCUUUAACAAGGACAAACUCGCAUACUGGGUGGCGUAAUUUCUAUUGGUUUCAAAUGGCACUUUGGGGAAUAACCGCGCUUGGUAUCUUCCUUGGCUACAGACCGCCAAAGAGACAUACUCGUCUUGAUCACCUGUCGUUUGCACAAAAGAUCGGGCGACUCGAUCUUCCAGGUUUUGCCCUUCUUACUGCUGGUCUCGCUCUGUUUUUGACUGGGCUUAAUCUUGGUGGAAGUAUUUUCCCAUGGCGAGCUGUUGAAACACUGUCUACGCUGAUUAUUGGCCUUGUGCUCCUUAUCGCGUUCGGUAUUUACGAAUGGCUGUUCACUAAGACAGGCAUCUUGCAUCAUGAUCUUUUUGUCGCUGGAAAGGAUACCGGACGUACCUUCGCUAUCUGUGUUGGCCUUAUGUUCAUUGAAGGCAUCUUGCUCUUUAGCUAUAUCAUAUUCUAUCCGGUCUUGACAACCUCGCUUUUUGAGACAGACGCAUUUCUGUUAACGGCAAGAGAGCAGCCUUUUUGGGUAGCUGCUGGAUUAAGCACAAUACCUUAUGGCUACGUCAGCACAAAGCUGAGGAACAUUAAGGGCCCACUGUUCGUUGGAUUCCUCCUCAUGACUGCUGGCAUCGUCGGACUCGCUACGGUUGAACCAAGCCAUUCCACGAAUGCGGUUAUCUUUUCCGGGCUUGCUGGUGUUGGAUUCGGCGCUCCCCUCAUACUAAUCAUCUCAGGAGUCCAGCUUUCUACACCCCAUCAUCUGAUUGCUACUGCGACUGCAGUGACCACGUCAUUCAGAGCUGUGGCCGCAACUGUUUUUACCGCAAUCUAUGCUGCGGCACUGAGUAACCGGCUCGCUAGUUACAUACCAAGCUAUAUAGCUGCGGCAGCCAGAAGCGCCGGGUUGCCUACAAGUUCUAUUACGGAAUUUGUCGGAGCUCUAGCCUCCGGUAAUGCCACAGGAGUCGCACAUGUCCCUGGAGUCAAUCCGCUCAUUGUUGCAGCAGGAACUGCGGCUUUGAAGCAAGCAUCAGCAGAUGGGAUACGAGUAGUGUUCAUCAUAGCAGCUCCGUUUGGUGCAGUGGCGUGCAUAACCUGCUUCUUUAUUGGCGACCUAAGGAAGGUUAUGAAUUACCAUGUUGACGCGCCAUUGGAGGAUUUACACGCGAAGAACCAUCACGCCGUAACUGCUUAAGACAUUGAAAACUUCAUACGGAGGGAACAAAGUUGCAUUUAAAGCACUGCUUCUAAUUAUAGCUGAUAUAAAUCUGCGCAUUUUACUUAGCCACGC
Molecule: messenger RNA, 2369 nt
Organism: Pseudogymnoascus verrucosus
Lineage: Eukaryota; Fungi; Ascomycota; Leotiomycetes; Thelebolales; Thelebolaceae
Exons: 5
Coding region: 354-2273 (639 amino acids)
Biological process (GO): transmembrane transport
Molecular function (GO): transmembrane transporter activity
Source: RefSeq, a predicted model, not a curated record